AUUUGAAGCCAACAACAAAGGCGCAGGUGUAGUAGAAAUAGAGGUGAAGGGCAAAUUGGUAAAAGCAAAAAAAGAAGUUCAGGAUUUGGUUAGCAGGAACCCUCGCACACACUCUUUUUUCCCCCAAAGCAUCGCCGUCUUCACAAAACUCCACGGCGUACAACAUUCCUCUCAAACCCUAAUUUCUCAUCUUCAGUCAUGGCAGGCGCAGCUCCAGAAGGAUCACAGUUUGAUGCUCGUCAAUUCGACUCAAAAAUGAAUGAAUUGCUUUCAGCUGAUGAUGGGCAGGAUUUCUUUACGUCAUACGAUGAGGUUUAUGAUAGUUUUGAUGCCAUGGGUUUGCAGGAGAACCUUCUCAGGGGCAUUUAUGCAUACGGUUUUGAGAAACCCUCAGCAAUCCAGCAAAGAGGAAUUGUACCCUUUUGCAAAGGUCUUGAUGUGAUUCAACAGGCUCAGUCUGGAACUGGGAAGACUGCCACAUUUUGUUCUGGAAUUCUGCAGCAACUUAACUAUGAACUUCUGGAAUGUCAAGCUUUGGUCUUGGCACCUACUCGGGAGCUUGCACAACAAAUUGAAAAGGUCAUGAGGGCACUUGGUGACUACCUUGGUGUGAAGGUACAUGCCUGUGUGGGAGGAACCAGCGUUCGGGAGGAUCAACGCAUCCUUUCAAGUGGUGUUCAUGUUGUUGUGGGAACGCCUGGACGUGUAUUUGACAUGCUGAGAAGACAGUCACUUCGCCCUGAUCAUAUAAAGAUGUUUGUAUUGGAUGAGGCUGAUGAAAUGCUUUCCAGAGGCUUCAAGGAUCAGAUCUAUGAUAUUUUCCAGCUCUUGCCUCCUAAGAUUCAGGUUGGUGUCUUCUCUGCUACUAUGCCUCCUGAGGCACUUGAAAUCACAAGAAAAUUCAUGAACAAACCUGUGAGGAUUCUUGUGAAGCGUGAUGAGCUGACCUUAGAAGGUAUCAAGCAGUUCUAUGUGAAUGUGGACAAGGAAGAAUGGAAGCUUGAAACCCUGUGCGACCUGUAUGAAACAUUAGCCAUUACACAGAGUGUGAUCUUUGUGAAUACUCGUCGCAAAGUUGACUGGUUGACAGACAAGAUGCGAAGCAGAGAUCACACAGUGUCAGCUACCCAUGGUGACAUGGACCAGAACACUAGAGAUAUUAUAAUGCGUGAAUUCCGUUCUGGGUCCUCCCGCGUUCUCAUCACCACUGAUCUUUUGGCACGAGGAAUCGAUGUCCAACAGGUCUCCCUGGUCAUAAAUUAUGAUCUCCCCACUCAGCCUGAGAAUUAUCUUCAUCGUAUUGGACGCAGUGGAAGGUUUGGUAGGAAGGGUGUGGCCAUCAACUUUGUAACUAAGGAUGAUGAGAGGAUGCUGUCUGAUAUUCAGAGGUUUUACAACGUUGUUAUUGAGGAGCUGCCAGCAAAUGUUGCUGAUCUCCUGUAAGAAGCUUUUUUCCUACUUCAAUGGCCAAAAAUAGGAGCGGGUACUAUUUUGGGUGGGUUCUACACACUUCUCUCUUUCCCCACCCCACCCUCUUUUCAUUUUUACAUUUUCUGUGUAAUGUUUAAAUUCGUGGUCCUUGUCUCUUAAAUUAUGAACGUGAGUAAUGCACAUUGGCGUUGUGUAAUCCAUUAUUAUAUUAUACUAUGGUGGCUGCUGCUAGCUUUUGACCUCAAAGGGUUGUAUCUGAAGGUACAAUGUUAACAGUAUUAUAAAAACAUUCAGUUUCACUUGCAA
Molecule: messenger RNA, 1737 nt
Organism: Solanum dulcamara
Lineage: Eukaryota; Viridiplantae; Streptophyta; Magnoliopsida; Solanales; Solanaceae
Product: eukaryotic initiation factor 4A-15
Exons: 5
Coding region: 199-1443 (414 amino acids)
Biological process (GO): cytoplasmic translational initiation
Cellular component (GO): cytoplasmic stress granule
Molecular function (GO): RNA helicase activity; translation initiation factor activity; ATP binding
Source: RefSeq, a predicted model, not a curated record